AUGAAAUACAUCAUCGCCAUCGUCGCCCUCGCGGCCGUCGCCUGCGCCCAGCAGCAGCCACCAGUUGCCAUCCUCCGCCAGACCAACGACAUCUACCCCGAUGGCUCCUACGCCUACAGCUACGAGACCGAGAACGGAAUCGCCCACCAGGAGCAGGGAGUAGCCAACAUCCCCGGCGAGACCGGCUACGUGCCAGCUGUCCAGGGCUCCUACGGUUACACCGCGCCCGACGGCACCCCAAUCGUCAUCACCUACGUCGCUGACCAAAACGGAUUCCAGCCACAAGGCGAACAUCUGCCCAAGCCCCACCCAAUCCCAGAAGCCAUCGCCAGGUCGAUCGAGUACAACCUCGCCAAUGCCCGCGCUCAGCUAAGAAGGAAGUGA
This is a messenger RNA of Trichogramma pretiosum, 384 nucleotides long. RefSeq names its product endocuticle structural glycoprotein SgAbd-2-like. Bases 1 to 384 code for a protein of 127 amino acids. The transcript has 2 exons. Gene Ontology annotation, cellular component: chitin-based extracellular matrix. Gene Ontology annotation, molecular function: structural constituent of chitin-based larval cuticle. Lineage: Eukaryota; Metazoa; Arthropoda; Insecta; Hymenoptera; Trichogrammatidae. The record is from RefSeq and is a predicted model, not a curated record.